Messenger RNA from Sciurus carolinensis (gray squirrel), 2873 nucleotides. RefSeq names its product germinal center associated signaling and motility like (gene Gcsaml). The record is from RefSeq and is a predicted model, not a curated record. Gene Ontology annotation, biological process: regulation of B cell receptor signaling pathway; regulation of lymphocyte migration. Bases 141 to 542 code for a protein of 133 amino acids. The transcript is spliced from 5 exons. Lineage: Eukaryota; Metazoa; Chordata; Mammalia; Rodentia; Sciuridae.
CAGCCCCGGCCGCGAGCACUUGGCAGGAGCUCAAGCCAGUGGUCAGAGGCCACGGGGACCUGCACACUUCGCGGGGCGUUGCCCCGGUCAAGCCUGCCCCAGUGGAGAGAAGCUGGAGCUGAGAAGCGCGCCCGUGGGAGAUGGGGAACGCUCUUCCGAGAGAGCUCAGCUGCCUGGGAAAGGAGCAAAAGAAGAACAGGAAGGGAAACCGAGGAGUGAAAAGGAGACGGCAGGAAAUGGCCGCGGCUGAAGGGGAAACCCACAGUCAAGAGGAGAGCGGUAAAGAAUUUCUAUCCACUUCUAAUCAGGACUCCGGGAACGGCGGCUCGGAAGAGGUGUGCUACACGGUCAUCAGCCACGCGCCGCCGCGCCGGCCCUCGCUGAGCGCCAGCGACCACGGCUACGAGAACGUGGACUGCGCCCCGCGGCGCGCGCUGCCCCGCGGCGCCUCGGAGACGGAGUACGCGCAGCUCAGGGCCCCAGCCGCCAGCCCGGCCGCCUGCUCCGCGGAGAACGACUACGAGCUUGUGCUUCUGCGCUAGAGCCGGCAGCCGCCCCACCGGGCCCACGGGGCCAGGCCCGGCGCUGACGCUCGGGGUCGCCACGGGUCGCGCUGCGCUGCCCGGGUGGCUCGCGCGCGGCGCCCCUGUGACCCGGGGGAGCCACCUGGUGAAGCAGCCCGCGGAGAGUGCGCUGUGCGUGCAAAGCCUGCGAGCGGGAGGGUGGGGACCGCCCGGGGCGCGGUGCGCCCCGGCGGGUCCUCGCAGCUCGGCUCCAUCUCUCCACGUUGCACGCGCGGUACCUCCACCUCCACCGGCUCCUUUGGAUAUGUGGUCGGCUGGCUUCUUAAACCCUCAGACCCAGGACCAGGGGCAGACUCUGCUGCCCUGAUACUGACCGCCUUUGUCUUCUCCGUGUGUGUGUCGGGGGACCCGACAAAGGCAGGGAGGCCAAAGGACUCGGACGUGGCUGCCCGUCUCUUCUGUCCAGCCCUAAAGAUGAGGAUUCUUCUAAAAGAUCAGUCAAAAGUGAAAACACAAACGGAACGGAAACCCCGGCGCUCACGCUGUGCUCGCGGCUCACUGCAGGGGCGUCUGCUUUGAAUUUCCGGGAAAUCACAGCCGGUCCUGCUCGGUGCCUGCAUUCCCCACGAACUUCAGAUGACGCGCCCUUCCUGCCAGCGGGCCCAGAGCCUCGGCAGGCGCCGCACGUGCCCCCAGCCUCGGGGUCCCCGCUUUCCACCCGCGAGCACAGCGCGCAGGACGCCAGCCAAGCUUCCACUGUCGUAUUUGUUGCGUGCAGAUUUUGACUGAGUUUUGUGCUCCCUGGCGGUGAUGUCAAUGUAUGAAAGACCUUAAUGGAAAUCUUACAACUCCAGAACCGUCAGCUCGUCAGAUGCGUCGGUCCUGUAAAAAUCAGACCACUUUACAGAAAUGACAAAAUUAUUUGCUCCCUGUGUGUCUCUGUCCUCAUUCCCAAUGUAUGAUGUCUGGCAUUUAAGGUGAGAUUGAGGGGCUGUGGCAGGGCCUGGUGGGAACCCCAAGGAGGGCCACAGUAGAGCUGGGGACAGGGAGGCCUGGGCAGUCUGGAGCUAAGUCCUCGGUCAUGCCUGUUCAUUCUGCUAAUGGACCUUUUGAGGAGCAGGAUUUAUAAUUUUGAUGAGGACAGAACCAUGAAUCAUUUUAAUGUUUUGCUUUCUGUGUCCUAACCAAUCAUUGUACCCUCCUAAGUAAUGAACAUGUUCUCCCAUGAUUUUCUGUUAAGCUUUGUGGUUUUAGCUUUUCCAGUUAGAAUUCUGAUGAUCUCAGAUCAAUUUUGUUCAGUGUAGUGUCAUGAAAUUAUAUUCUCAGAUUAUAUUGAAAUGUAACCAUCUGUUAAGGGUCUCCUCUCUGCAUUAGAUCACUUAUGUGACAAACAUUGCUGUUGCUUAACAUUCUUGGUCAUAUUGUCACCAAGAAAGGUGGGAGGUGUUCCUGCAGAGGGGACCUCGGCUCAGGACCAGGGGGGCUCUUGGUGGGUUUGAUUUAGAAGAACUUCAGCACAUGUUGUUCAGACAGAGUUAUUUGGGAAAGCAGAUGCACAUUCAAGGGGGGAAUCGGCAUCUGGAGAGUGAGAGAUGUGCUUCUGGGGUUCUGGGCUCUUCUUCAUAGGAACCUGGGUGAGCGGUGGGCAUGGGAAGUUGUGUAGGGAGGACAUCAGUCUAGUGGCCACAGAUGGUUGGUGAUGAUCUGAUGCUUCUCAGGAUCCUCAGACUGACCUGGUCUCCAUUACUGAUUGGUAGAUGAUGCUGGAAAAUCCCCUGACUUACAGUUUUCUUAAAAUACAUGGAUAAGAGAUGCAACUGGGUUAAGGGACCCCUGCAUGCUUUUACAUUUAAAACACAAAGUACCUGCAGCCCUGCCUGGCCUGAGUGGACAGGAUAUGUCACAUUCCUCAGUAAAUAACCACUUAUCUGCAGGGGAAAUGCAGGCCUUGAAAUGCUGAUAAGAACACAGCCAUCCUGUAGGGGGGACUUUUGUGGCCCUUACUCAGAAGCAGUCGGCAUGGGCCAAAGUGACCUAGAGUAGUCACGGUAGGGGGGACUUGAAGGUCUGAUGUCAUCCUGCUGUCAGUCAAAAGUCAAGAGCUUUCUGGGUUCUCUGGAAACUUCCCUGGGAAUGCCCCAGUAAGACUGGAGGGAAGCAGAGGCACAGUGUCCCUCUUCUCUCUGUGAGGCCCCUCUCUCUCCCUUGAGAGUCCCUUUUUCCCAUCCUUCCAACAAACUCAUGCCUGCUUCUCUGAGUGACAGGUCUGAGACUGACGUGAUCACCAGAAUUGCAGUUCUAAGGGGGUCUUUGUGCUCAGUUUCCCUGAAGCUUUUGCAGAAGCUUCAC